Molecule: messenger RNA, 978 nt
Organism: Punica granatum (pomegranate)
Lineage: Eukaryota; Viridiplantae; Streptophyta; Magnoliopsida; Myrtales; Lythraceae
Source: RefSeq, a predicted model, not a curated record
GAACAUUUGUUAACCCCCGUGAAGACAAGCUGCGACCUGUCCUGAACCUUCCGGUGCUUUGAAUUGAUCGAUGAUAGCGAGGACCCGACGAUGGAAGCCGACGUCUUCGAGCGCUUUCGAUGCCGGGAUCAAUCAAACCCUAGCGGAGCAGUUGGCGGAGGAGGAGGAGGAGCAGAAGUGAUGGAGGAGAAGCCCUUCGCUGAUCAGCCGGAGGUGGGAGAAACUCCUGCUGGAAACGAGACGCCAGCUGCUGCUGCUGAAGAGGAAGGCGGAGGAAGAGCUGAGCGAGAAGGUCCGCCGGACGACGAUGUUUGUCCGAUCUGCUUCGGCGACUUCACGGUGCCGUGCAAGUCGGGGUGCGGCCACUGGUACUGCGCAAGCUGCAUUCUGACGUACUGGAGUUACAAUGCGACGCCUAGGCCUUGCAAGUGUCCCAUGUGCUCUCGCGACAUCCAUAGACUGAUACCCCAGGAAUCGUUGCAUCUCCUGCACGAUGAUGAAGUCGAUAAGGUCCUCAGAGAGGUCCAGCGGUACAAUCUCCUUUUCGUCGGGGGUGUACGCGGCGCUGUUCAGAAAGCCCGUGAGGUGCCAUUCUGCAUCAAGAGAUAUUUCCAGAGAUUUGUCAAUCGAGCGAUUGAUCCAGAUAGGAUGUUACCCUGCAAUGAAAUGCGUCUUCUCGUGACAAUACUCAUAGUCCUGUAUAGAAGCACGCCACUUCAGUCCAUUCCAACAGGGGGAGUAGACGUCGUCGAAAUAAUGUACCACAUUGGUUUCGUGCUCUUAGUCAUCCUUCGUUUGGUUGGAAUUAUCCGGAGCUUUCGACUUGCCCGACGUGCUAGACAACUGGGGGCCGCACAACCUCGCCAUGAUUGACUCCAUAAGCUCUUUUGUACAGAUUUAACAUUUGCACAAGAUUUCUGAGUGAAAAUUUGCAUUUUGUUAGGUAUGCACGAGAGCCAGUCGAGGCUUCAUUCAGCA